CCUUUGGUGGGCGGGGUCUGGGAGCUCCGUGUUUUUUAGACUGAGGAGAAAAGAGAAAGAAGUUCAGAUAACCUUCGCUGAGAUUGUUCAGAUGCAAAAGAGAGGAGAAGAGGAAGGAUAAGAGGAAGGAUAAGAGGAAGGAGAAGAGGAAAAGGAAGAACAAAACAAACUGUAAGGACAGUUUGUCUGCAGCGGGAUUUUGUUGUUUUUUUCCUCCAGAAAAUGUAACUUCAGACAGACAGACAGACAGACAGACAGGAGGACAGAUAGACAGUCUUCAAUCUUUAGAUGAUCUAAACUGGCAGUGAGACACUCAGCAUCUGUCUGUCUGUCUUUUUACCUGGCUCUUUCUCUCUCUUGCUGUCUGUCUGCGUGUCUGUCUGUCUGUCCAGAGGACGGGUCGAGAUGGCACCCGGGUGUGUCUCCGCCCUCAGCCGGACCAGCGGCACCUCUGACGGGCACACAGAGCUCUGACAGCCCGCUGCUGAACCAGAACUGGACGUAGACGUGGAUCUGGAUGUGGAUCUAUAAACCCGGAUUAAAACAGUGGACCGGACCGAAGUGAACUUAAGUGGAUGAACCGGGUUCAAGAUGUCCUCGGAGCUGGCUGUAGGUGUGGUUCUCAGGGUUCUGCUGCCCCUCACUUUGACUACAGCCUGCGUGUUGCGGUAUAAUGGAUUCUCUCUGGUCUACGUCCUCCUGCUGCUGCUGCUGCCACUGCUGCCAGAACCCUCCACCUCCUCUAGCUCAGAUAACAUGUGUCGCUGUGUGACGGCAGUGUGUGUCUCCAGUUUCCUCUUCCUGUUACUGCAGUCCUUCUUCCAGCUGACCACCGCCACCCUGCAGCCAGAGUCCAACUGUACAUCGUGGCAGAAAGCUCUUGGUCAGCUCGGUCUGGUGAGUCUGACAGGAAGUGAUGCGGGCUCUGCAGUGAGACAGGUAUUUCCAGAUGUUGGCGUUCUGGUCGUCGGUCUGCUGACCUGGAGGCUGAUCGUAAGCCUGAACGCCGACACACACACAGAGCAGGAGCAGCAGCAGGAGCAGCAGCAGGAGGAGCAGCAGGAGGAGCAGAUGCUUGAGGAGGACUCUGUGCUCGGAGAGGAGGAGGAGGAGGAGGAGGAGGAGGAGGAGGAAGGCACUAGAAACAGGGUUCUGGUUGAACUGGAGUUACUGGUUCGUAAAAGCAGGCAGAUGGUGGGAACCAUGACAACGACUGGAGGGAAAGUGCUGCUGACGGCUCUACUGGGACUCACAGGGAUUGUCUUGCCCUCUCUCUCCUCCCUCCUUUACCUCCUCUGUUUCCAGGUGUUGUGUACAUGGUGGGCGUGGUCAGGUCAGGUCCCACCCCUCCUCUUCAGGUGUGUGUCUCUGAUGUCAAUGCUCUACUCUUCCUCCCACUUCCUGCUCGUCUACUGCUACCAGCUUCCCUCCCUGCAGGAGGCAUGGCCUCCAAACCGCACCUCUACCAGUGUGUUCGGGCUGGUCUCGGUGGUAUCGGUGGACUGCGCUGCCCCCUGGAGGCUGCAGGUGAACUCUGAGCUCAGCUGGUUCCACUUCAGCAGUCCUCUGAUGCUCCUGCUGCUCUACAACACUGUGGCCAGUCUUUGGAGAAACCAGCUGAUUCACAGUGAUGGGGGACGGCCCGUACAGAGGCUGGAGUCAGUGGUCAGUGAGAGCUGUGACAUCAUAACUGCCACCAGCAACCUGUGUGAUGAGGUCAGCGGUGACAUCACAGCGGCGAGGCGGAGGGAGCUGUGGAGGAGAGCUCAUGAUCGACCCGAGUGCAGAGACGCACUGAUGUCAUUGGCCAAUGACAGUCUGUCUGACUCUUUUGGCCCGCCCACCCAGAGUACAGCCCUGGGAUUGGAUGUCAACUCCACCCCUCACUACUCUCUCAGCCAAUCAGACACAUUGGAGACUUGUGAAUUUGAAGGAGACGGAUGGGAGGAGGAGGAGGAGGAAGAGGAGGAGGAGGAGGAGAGAAGGACCAGUGAGGAGGGAGUCAGUGCUGCCUCCAUGGCAUUCAGCUUCCUCCUCAAACAGAGUUACAUCUGUGCUCUGAUCGCCAUGAUGGCCUGGUCCAUCACAUACGUUUCUUGGUUGACAUGUGUGCUGCUGCUCUGGUCCUGUGUCCUCUGGAUGAUGCGAGAACGUCGUCGGUACACGCUGAUGUCUUCACCCUGGCUGGUCGCCUACGGCAACCUGCUAGUCAUCCUGCAGUACGUCUACAGCUUCCCCUCCGUCCAGGAAGUCCCGGGACUGUUCCCGAGAAAAGAUGAUCCCUGCAGGGAGCUCGCUUCCAAGUUGUUGUGUCUGUUGACCUUCUGGUUGCUGCUGCGUCAGGCACUCACUGAGAAGCGAGACAGACAGAACGACAGACAGACGGGUAUACAGCUGUCUACCAUCACUGUCCACACAGAAGAGGAGCAGAGGGCAGAUGAGGAUGUGCAGGAGAAGAAGAAGAAGAAGAAGGAGUCGGAGGUGUCAUAUGAGGAAGUGCUGCUCCUGCAGGAAGGAGGAGGAGGAGUUAAGAUGGAGGCUCUGGUUGCCGUCAUUACCAGGAUGUUUGUUAAAUACUGGAUCUACGUCUGUGGGACGAUGUUCUUCUUCGUUAGUUUCGAGGGGAAAAUUGUCCUCUACAAAGUCAUCUACAUGGUCAUGUUCCUCUGCUGCGUGGCUUUAUACCAGUUGAACUACGAGCGUUGGCGUGCCUUGCUCAGGGGUUUCUGGGUAGCUGUGGUGGUUUACUCAAUGCUGGUUCUCAUCCUGGUCUACACAUUCCAGUUCCCCUCAUCCCCCCACACCUGGAGCUACUACAGUGGACUCAGCACUCACAGGUUGGAGGAUGUUGGUUUGGAGAAAUUCUCAGUUCCCGUUCUCUUCACUAAGAUAUUCAUCCCUGCAGCGUUCCUCCUGGUGUGUAUCGUACACCUGCAUUACUUCCAUGAGCCGUUCCUGCAGCUUACCGACCUGAAGACUGUGGUGGACACACACAACAGCACCAUCACCAGGUUGGUCCACUCUGAUGGCAGCCUGUUUGAUCUGUCAGUGAGUGGACCUCCUCAACUUCUCCUAGAGGAGGAGAAGAGAGGUGGACAGAGGGAGAGAGCGGAAGAGACAGACAAGAAGUGGAUAAGUGAGGAGGAAGAGAUGGAGGAGGAGUACCCUUGUAUGUUUGAUAGAGAAACCCUGUCUGACCGCAUUACAGUGCUUGUCUCCUGGAGGUUAGUGGUGGAUCGUCUCUCUGUUUUGUUCCUGCGCCUCCUCCUGUCCCUGCAGCGCCUGCAGCACCUCCUCUGGUGGCUCCUGGAACUACACAUCGUCAAGAUCGUCUCCUCCUACAUCAUCUGGGUCUCUGUGAAGGAGGUGUGUGUAUUUAACCUGGUGUUCGUUCUGUGUGUGGGUAUGGCUCUACCCUGCAGGGCGUGGCGCCCCCUUCUGUCAGGAGUAUGUACAGUUUGGACCUGUGUGGUGACCGUCUGUAAGAUGUUGUACCAACUCAACGUCGUCCAACCAAUCAGAUACUCCUCCAACUGCACCAUGCCUGGUAACUCCAGCACCAACCUAUCUCGCUCUGUUUUGUACACUGGACCAGUUGACCCCGCCCAGUGGGUGGGGCUUCGGAAGACAAACGGAAAACUGCUCGAUUACUUGAGGUAUAACCUGAUGAUGUUAGCGCUGUUAGCCUUCGAGGUGACCGUUUACAGACACCAGGAACUCUACCGUCUCCGCCGUAACAAAGUCCCGCCCCCCACCAGAACUCUGUUUCAUGAUAUAACCAGGCGUCACCUGGAUGACAGCAUUCUGAGCUGCAUUAAGUACUUCCUCAACUACUUCUUCUACAAGUUUGGACUGGAGACUUGCUUCCUGUUGGCCGUGAACGUGAUUGGUCAGCGAAUGGAUCUGUUUGCUGUAGGCCAUGCCUUUGGGCUGAUCGCCAUCCUAUCACGUCGCAGCAGGAAACGCAUCACCUCAGUGUGGCCCAUGUACUGCUACUUCCUGUCAGGGCUGUUGUGUUUCCAGUACCUGCUGUGUAUCGGGUUCCCUCCUGCUGUCUGUAAAGAUUAUCCCUGGAGACCUCCGUCUUCCAACAUGGACUCCAAUGUAGUGAAGUGGCUCUUCCUCCCUGACCACCUGACACCACCAAACCCACUCUUCCUCCUCUAUGAUUUCUUGCUCCUCCUCGGAGCCUCUCUGCAGCUGCAGGUGUUUGAGGAGGAGCUUCAACCGUCUGUUCAGAUCCUCUCAGGAGACAACUAUGAGCUGGAUGGAGACGACCAGCAGCUUACUGAUCCAAUCAGACGUCUCCACCUCAACAACGUCCCUGACUUCAUGAUGUGCCGGUCUUACCUGGAUAUGAUGAAGGUGAUCAUCUUCAGCUACAUGUUCUGGUUUGUUCUCACCAUCAUUUUCAUUACCGGAACCACCAGGAUCAGUAUCUUCUGUAUGGGUUACCUGGUGGCGUGUUUCUACUUCCUGUUGGUGGGCGGAGACCUGCUGCUGAAACCAGUCAGAUCCAUCCUGGUGUAUUGGGACUGUCUGAUUGGCUACAACGUGUUCGUUAUCACCAUGAAGAAUAUUCUGUCGAUCCUGGCCUGUGGUUUCAUUAAGUCACUGGUGUGGAAUCACUGUUGGCUGAUUCAGCUCUUCAGUUUGGCCUGCACCAUCAAAGGAUACACCAAACCGGAGCAGCAGAGCAGUAAACAGUGUGAGUUGCCGAGUGACGAGGCCGGGAUCAUCUGGGACGGGGUCUGUUUCUGUUUCCUGUUACUGCAGAGGAGGGUCUUCAGGAGUCACUACUUCCUGUAUGUGGUCCUGGACCUGCAGAAUACACAACUACUAGCCUCCAGAGGGGCAGAGCUCUUUGAGGCGUCCACAGUGAAAGCGGUCAGAGCGAGACUGGAGGUUGAGAAGACGUCCAUGAACUUGCUCAAGAGACAGAUGGAGCGGAUUAAGUCUCGGCAGCAGAAGUUUCGCAGAGGAAAAGAGAAGAUGUUGAGUUUGACCCAAGACAGCUUCCAUACCAAUGAGAACAAAAAGGGGCGGCGGCAGAAAGAGUGGUGGAGACCAUGGGUAAACCACGCCUCCAUGGUGAGGAGUGGGGACUACUACCUGUUUGAGACCGACAGUGGGGAGGAGGAGGAGGAGGAGGAGGAGGAGGAGGAGGAGGAAAAGAAGGACGAAGAGGAGAAGAAGAAGGAGGAGGAGCUACCUGAGAAAUCAGCCUUCCAAUUUGUCUAUCACGCCUGGAUAACAGACUCCAGAACAGCAAUGAGAGCUCGCAACAACCAGAAGAAACUCUGGAAGAAGAACUCCUCUGAACAAAGGAGCAAAAAAGAGGAGAAGAGAGGAGCUGGAGUUAUAGAAGUGACAGAGGAGGACAGGGAGGAGGAAGAGGAGGAGGACGAGAAAGAGGAGGGGCCAGACACGGUGUUGCGUCGGUUCUCCAACACAUUGCGAUUCUGUUGGGUUCUGAUGUCCGCUCUGCUGGACUCUCUGACUGCCUGGGUCAGGGGUCUGUGUCAGGAACACAUUGACAUCUCCACCGUCCUCCGCAUUGAGCGCUGCAUGUUAAUGCAGCAGGCCAAGCAGGGCAAUGUUCCCAAUAGAGAGGCAAUCCAUGUUUACUACCAAGAACAGAUGAUGAAAACCUCCAGAGAGUCAGGCCUGGACUACAGUUUCCAUGAGGUCGAGGUGCAGACCUCAGCAGAGAGAGGAAGGGAAGAGGAAGUGAAUCCUGAUACAGAUGAAGAAGAAGCACAAGGUCAAACAGCAGAGGUGAAACCAGACACUAAACCAGGAGGAGAUUAUCCAGAUAAACCAGAACCAGAGCCAUUAUCAGGAGGAGAUCCAUUUGAACCAGGACCGGAACUAGUAUCAGCAGCAGAUGGUCCUGAUAAAACAGAACCAGUAUCAGGAGGUUCAGGUGAAACAGUUUCAGUUAAACCAGAGACAGCAGAAGGGGACCCAGUAUUCUUUGUGGCUAAAACGAGCCAAAGAUGGCGACCCAAACUUUCAAGGAUGAAGAGAGUCCAGUCUUUAUCCUCUUCGUCAUCUUCAGAGGAAGAAAGGAUCAGUCGGACUUACAGUGGUGAAGAAUCAAACCAGCAACUUCCUAUUGACACACAACCGACUCCUACCUUCACCAGCGCCUCCUCCCCCACCUCCCCCUCCUCCCUCCUCCUCCCCCCCUCCUACAGCCUUGCUCUGGGCCUGGACCUGCAUGAGGAGGAGGUGGGGGAACACAGGAGAAGGAGGAGGAGGCGGAUGCUGGUUCAGACUCCAGGGCAGAGGAGUGACUUCCUGUCUGACUCUGCCUCCACUUCCUGUGUGCUGGCGUCUCACACUCAGGAGCUUACGGCCAGUGAGCUGCUGAAGAACAGAACUUUCUAUGACGAGGAGCUCGAGUCAUCAGACCGUUUUUACGGCAACCAACACCAGCUGCUCCAGCUGUGCUACGCCCUCUACAACAUCCUGGCCGCCAGGUCAGAGACAGUAUGUUACCUGGUCAUCGUGCUGAACCACAUGGUGUCUGCCAGCUGUCUGACGUUGGUACUUCCUGUUCUGGUGUUUCUCUGGGCCACGCUGUCCGUACCUCGACCCAGUAAGACCUUCUGGAUGACAGCCAUCAUCUAUACCGAGGUUACCAUCGUCAUCAAGUAUUUCUUCCAGUUUGGUUUCUUUCCAUUCAACCAGAAGCUGGAGGUGGACCGCUCUAAACCCUUCCACCCCCCUAACAUCCUCGGGGUGGAGAAGAAGGAGGGCUAUGUCCUGUACGACCUGCUGCAGCUGCUUGCCUUGUUCUACCACCGAGCCAUACUCAAGUGCCAUGGACUGUGGGACCAGACUGUUACCAUGGAGACCGACACACUCCAUCACCAGGAAGACUCCGCUGACGGUGCCACCUCUAUUGAUCCAGCCAACCCCAUCGACGUGCUGCGUCGCAGGAGGCGAACACGCUCCAGCUCCACCCAGCUGCGCUCUCCAGCAGGCAGCGUGAGCUCCAGAGCUCAGCAGCCCGGCCGGUUGGAUCUGCUGCUGGAGAAACUCAGAGAACUUUCCAUUAGAGCCAAGACGUACUCUGUUAGCAGGUGUAUGUCUCUCUACCGUCCCGUCCUUCAGUUCUUCAGAGCUCUCGUCCAACCAGAAUACAGCGCCGUCACUGAUGUUUACGUCCUCAUGUUCCUGGCCGACACCGUCGACUUCAUCAUCAUUGUCUUCGGCUUCUGGGCCUUCGGAAAACACUCUGCAGCUGCUGACAUCACUUCCUCCCUCUCAGAGGACCAGGUUCCUGAAGCUUUCUUGGUGAUGGUUCUGAUCCAGUUUGGUACCAUGGUGAUAGACAGGGCACUGUAUUUGAGGAAGACAGUUUUGGGGAAGUUGGUCUUCCAGGUGAUUUUGGUUUUUGGGAUUCAUUUCUGGAUGUUCUUCAUCCUUCCAACGGUCACUGAGAGGCGUUUCAAUCAGAACCUGGUGGCUCAACUCUGGUAUUUUGUCAAGUGCGUUUACUUUGGUCUGUCGGCAUAUCAGAUUCGAUCUGGUUACCCAACACGAGUUCUGGGAAACUUCCUGACGAAGAGUUACAACUACCUCAACCUCUUCCUGUUCCAGGGCUUCCGUCUGGUUCCCUUCCUGACGGAGCUGAGGGCGGUGAUGGACUGGGUGUGGACAGACACCACUCUGUCUCUGUCCUCUUGGAUCUGUGUUGAGGACGUUUAUGCCCACUGCUUUGUCUUAAAGUGCUGGAGGGAGUCUGAAAAGAGGUACCCUCAGCCUCGUGGCCAGAAGAAGAAGCGGGUGGUGAAGUAUGGGAUGGGGGGGCUCAUUGUUCUGCUGCUCAUCUGUAUCGUCUGGUUCCCGCUGCUCUUCAUGUCGCUCAUCAAAUCUGUGGCUGGAGUCGUGAACCGACCGCUUGACGUCUCUCUGACCAUUACGCUGGGAGGCUUCCAGCCGAUCUUCACGAUGAGCGCUCAACAGAAUCAGCUCAAAGAUCUGACUGAGGAAGACUUCAGCUCCUUCAUCAGCUCCUACAGCUACACGCCUAGUGCCUUGCAGUUCCUAGAGGCAUAUAGUAGUGAGGAUGUCACGGUAGCUGAGCUGCAGGGCAGCAGUAACUCUCUGUGGACCAUCAGUCCUCCCAGCAGGCAGUACCUGAGUCAGGUCCUCAACCUGGACCACUUCCCCCUCACUGUGUCCUGGACUGUUCAAAGGAACUUGAGUCUGGGGGCGAAGGUGGAGCUUGCUUCAGGUAAACAUGUGACCUACCUGGACGAUCAAACUCGUCUGGAGCUGAUCCAGCUGCUGAACGGAACAAGGACACUUCCUGUGGUGAUACAAGAAGUGUUUCCAUGUUUCAUCAGAGCUCCCAGCGACUCCAACGCUAAACCCAUCGAACAGCUUUACACAGGCGGCCACUAUAAGGACAUCCUGCUGGCCCUGGAGCGGUCAACCAAUCAGAGUCGAGAGAUCCAGGAGUGGUGGAUUGUCGACCAACCGGCCACAAGCCUGGUGCAUGUUGGGGGUGGAGCCUCAUUGAGUGACAGGAGGGAGGCAGGGCUUCAGCUUUUUGUGUUCAGUGAUAAAGUCAGCCCUCCGAGUCUCGGCUUCCUAGCUGGAUACGGCAUCAUGGGAUUGUACGCCUCCGUGGUGUUGGUGAUCGGGAAGUUUGUGCGAGAGUUCUUCAGUGGGAUCAGUCACUCCAUCAUGUUCGAGGAGCUGCCCUGCGUCGACCGCAUCCUCAAACUCUGCACCGACAUCUUCUUGGUGCGAGAGACAGGUGAGCUGGAGCUGGAGGAGGAGCUUUACGCCAAACUGAUCUUCCUGUAUCGAUCGCCAGAGACUCUGAUCAAAUGGACCCGACGGUGACCUCAUCGAUCAAUAAAGCACUGAUCAGGCAGACUGAACUGUUCUCCAGAUGUUACUUUAAAGAACAGGAACCAGAACAUUACCUGUGUGCUGGGUGACCAAUAGGAGCAGCUGGGAGGCGGAGCUAACCUUCUGUGACUACAGUGUUACACAGCAGGUAGUGUUAUGGGAGUAUUAUACAAAUAUUGAUCAUUGAUUAUCAAUAACUGCAGGAGUUGUCACAUCCCUGAGAACCUGGAAUUCUUUGAAUCAGCUCAUGGAAAAGUCCUGGAAAACUUUGUGUUUUCUGAAUGAGGGGUAGAUGAUUGGUGGAAUUAAUGACCAAUCGGUGAUACAAAAUGUAAACCAAAUUGAAGCCCCGCCCACUACCAAAAUUCAAACCAUAUGAUUGGACACUGCUGCCGUCACCCCGACACUGACUGACAUACAAGGAUUAACAGAAGACAAGUAUAUCUGAGUCUCUCUUUUUCCAGAACAUUUUCUAGCACUUCCUGUAUAGGGUCUACAAACAGGAAGUAAUGUCAAACACUUCUGAGCUGUAAAUGAAAAAUAGUCCCGUCACACAGCUGUUUACACAUAUUUGUAUUUCUUUUUCUGUAAUGUCUCAGUGUUACUAUUAGCACCAUUUUAGCUUUAUGUUAGCUGUAAUUCUACUUUAGCUUCAUAUUAGCUGUAGUUAGCUCUGUGAUCGCUGUACGGUCUACAUUAGCACUAUCUUAGCUUUAGUUUGGCUCUAUGUCAGCUCUGUAUUGGCUCUAUGCUAUAGCUUUCAUUAGCACUAAACUGGCUCCAUGCCAGGUCUACUUUAGCUGUACAUAAGCUUUAUGUAAGUCUGCUCUAGCUACAUUAGGUUAAUAUUAGCUCUAGCUAAGCAUUAGCUAGCUCUCCUGCCCUCACAGGAACAUCAGAGCUACAGGAGAGUGAGGGAGCUGCCAAUAAGAUGUGUAAUCAGAGGAAAUGAGUGAAAACGCUGUUCAAAUAGUCGCAACGUGACACUGGAAUCACAAAGUAUUUAGUCCACAUCACUUUCUAGUGACAUAAAGCUCGAAGUCAAUGUAACAGCUUUAGAAUAAAUGUUGUUGUUUGAAGGUUUUACAGUGAAUUUCUUUGUGUUUCCGUCACUUUAUUAUCUGUAAAGUUUCAUGUGAAUAUUUGGAUCAGUGAAAAUGUGACAAUAAAACAUUUCUUUACCAGA
Messenger RNA from Dicentrarchus labrax (European seabass), 10060 nucleotides. RefSeq names its product piezo-type mechanosensitive ion channel component 2. Gene Ontology annotation, biological process: detection of mechanical stimulus; cellular response to mechanical stimulus; regulation of membrane potential. Lineage: Eukaryota; Metazoa; Chordata; Actinopteri; Moronidae. Gene Ontology annotation, molecular function: mechanosensitive monoatomic ion channel activity; monoatomic cation channel activity. The record is from RefSeq and is a predicted model, not a curated record. The transcript is spliced from 55 exons. Gene Ontology annotation, cellular component: plasma membrane. Bases 592 to 8865 code for a protein of 2757 amino acids.